CUUGGAAAGACCUCUUCCUAGACCUAGGAAGAAUCAACGGUCCACUUCAAGUGAAGGAGAUAAGUUCGCGGUCCACCCAGAAGGACUCCUUGCAUUAGUCGGUCCAUCAUUCAAAAAAAAAAAGAGAGAAAGGAGGAUCGAUCCUCCACAGAGGACCGCGUUCGCAAGACAAUCAUACAGGAGGAUCGAUUUCUUGCUCGGGGGCCGUUAUCUCACGCUGGUCCACCUUUUUCAUCAAGAGAAGGUUUCCAACUGACACCAUGGGCAAAAAUCGGUCCAUGAGGAACAAAAUUGCUGCUAAGGCGCGAACCAACUUGGAAGGGAAAGAAAAGCUUUCAUCUCAGGAUCUCAGACAUCAAAUAACUCUCUCCCAAUCCAGGCGUGAAACACAAGACAAAUCUUGUGAACAGAGUUUCCACUCUAAAGCUCAAAAGAGUUCUCAUCCAAAGGAUUCUCAGGCAGAAAUAGAAAAAUUCGACGCCAACUCCCCCAUAGUCCGAAAGUUAAUCGGAUGGCUCAACAAGGAGGGAGAGGCCCGGUCCCAGCGGACCGGGAGAGAGACGGGCCAAGGAGAGGAUGAGGAGGUGGAAAGUCAGGGCCGCAUAUCAGUGCACAAGAGGAUGCGCAAAAAUGCGUCCCAAAGGCUGGGACCCAGAACUGAGGAAUCUGGAGAAAAUUCUGGGGGUCCCGGCAAUGAAGAUGCCAGAGACAUCCUCAAAUUGAGAAAAGAAAUGGAGGAACUAAAGAGGCAGGUUGACAAGGAUGGGUCUUUUGGACCCACAGUAGAGAUAAUUUCUCCCUUCACUGCCAGAGUGAUGAAAGCUCAACUGCCUAGGGCUAUGAAAGCCCCUGAAAUCCGUUAUAAAGGAGUCACCGAUCCCAAUGAUCACUUGGCCGCGUACCAAACUCACAUGUUGAUGCACGCCGUGGAAGACGAGAUCCAAUGUCGCCUCUUCGUAGGAACCUUGGAGGGGCCGGCCGUAAAAUGGUUCCUCACCCUUCCUAACGGGACCAUUGAUUGCUUCAAAGAUCUUGCUCAACUUUUCCUCAACGCCUAUGGAGGAAGGUUCCAGCCAAAGAAGCACUUCACCCAUCUUUUCUCCCUAAAGCAAAAGGAGGGGGAAACCAACAGUGAAUUGGUACAAAGAUGGAAUGAAGCAAUCAAUGAGGUGGAGCCUAUGGACGAUAAGACCUCCAUUGCUCUGUUCAUGAAUGUUCUCAGGUCGGGGGAAUUGUUCAGGAAGUUAGAUUACGAUACCCCUACUUCUUACAAAGCUAUGAUGGCUAAGGUUAACAAGUUCUGCGCUACGGAAGAGUCAGAUCGCCUGAAAGGAAAGAGUGAAGGAGCCUUGCAUAAAGGUCUGGACAAAGAAAAGAGAGGAGAAAAGGCCAAGGCGACCACUCUCUCCAUCCCUACCCUCAAGUCACUGGCUGCACCGGUGGCAGAAAUUAAGAGCAAGGAGGAUGGUGGACAGAAGAGGAAACGUGGAGACCAAAAAAGAAGGCAGUGGCCCUAUGACCUAGAAGAAUAUUGCAACUUCCAUAGAAGGCUUGGACACGCCACCGAAGAAUGCCAUUUCCUCAAAAAGAUGGAAGGAGAGAUGAAGGACAAGGAACCGAAUGCUAAUCGGGAGCCGAACCAGGGAGGUAAUGUUUGGCGUAGAGACGCCCAACCUCAACAGCAAAUCCAGGAGAACCCGGAGGAAUUCCCCCAAGUAGGAGUCAUCUUUGGCGGACCAGAAACAGGAGUCACAAGCAAGGAGAGGAAGGAAUGGGCUCGCAAGCUAUAUGUGGGGUCCAUUGACAUAGGCCAAGCGGCCAAGAGAGGAAGGAGGGAGCCCAUUGUCUUUUCAGACGAAGAUUUACCACUCAUUCCUAGCCCUCAUCGGACUCCUCUGGUAAUUUCUAUGGCUAUUCACAAAUAUUUUGUCAAAAGAAUAUUGGUGGACACCGGAAGCAGUGUCAAUGUGUUGUACUGGGAGGCGGCCCAGCAAUUAGGAAUCAAAAAGGAAGAUCUCACAAAGCUUAACAUGCCCCUGUCCGGUUUCACUGGAGACAUAAUUGAACCGGAAGGGUCCAUUAAAUUGGACAUCAUCAUAGGCGAGCAUCCUAGGGUGAGGCAUAUGAGGAUGGAUUUUGUAGUGGUCGAUAUCAAAUGCGCUCACAAUGCCAUCUUAGGGAGGCCUGGGCUAGAGGACUUGGGAGGUGCACUAUCCCUUGAACACCUGUGCCUCAAGUUUAGGACUCCCGAAGGUGUUGGGAGGGUCCUUGGCGAUCAACCCGCAGCCAAGAAGGCCUAUCUAAGUGCCUGCAAGAGGAUAUACAAGGAGAACCUCAACAUCCAAACCAUCGGGCAUGUUUUUGAAGAUAAAGAAAGAAGAGAGGAGGACCGGGAGAGGCCCAAGCCAGCUAUGGAAGCGGAAGAGGUGGCGCUAUUCCCGGAGGGAGAACCAGAGAAGGUUGUAAAAAUCGGUUUAGGGCUAGAGGAGAAUACCCGUGAAGAGAUCAUCCGAGUAUUAAGAGAAAACUCGGUCCUCUUCGCAUGGGAAUCCAAGGAUAUGCCCGGAGUCGAUCCCUCAGUCAUUUGCCAUAAAUUGAACAUCAAGGUGGACUCCCUCCCGGUCAAGCAGAAGAAGAGAUAUCUGUCCACGGACAGAAAAGAAUUUGUGAGGAAGGAGGUGAAAACCCUUUUGGAGGCCGGCCACAUCAGAGAGCUAAAAGGGGAAAUGGAGGCAAAGGAAGGAAGGUUGAAAAGAUACAGGGAUUGCGUCAGGACUCUACUGGGACAAUUUGAGUAUUAUGAACUCAUAUAUGUUCCAAGGGAGGAGAAUGAGGAAGCGGAUAUGCUUGCCAAAUUAUGUAGGACCAUUCCCAUCCACAUGGAGGGUAUGGUAAGACAGCACGAGAAGAUUUGUCCUGUUUGGGAAGAGGCGGUCCCUGUCCUUGAGAUAUCCGGUCCAGGUACAACUUGGAUGAGCCCCCUGAUCACAUACCUUGAAAAGGAAGAGCUCCCUGUUGACCCCAAGGAGGCCCGUAGAGUUCAAUUGAUGGCUCCCAAAUAUCAAUUGGAUGGAGGGAAAUUGUAUAAAAGGACCUUGGGAGGACCGAUGCUCAAGUGUUUAAAUGAGAGAGAGGCAAGAAGAAUAUUGGAAGAAGUGCACCAAGGAGUUUGUUCUGCUCAUCAAGGUUCCCUCACUCUAGCAAGAAAGGUGGUACUCCAGGGGUUCUAUUGGCCCACUUUGAAGAAGGAUGCACUGGAAUUGGUAAGGAAGUGCCCAAUUUGCCAAGCAUUUGCACCAAUCCCUGGACGCCCAUCCACCUUUUACACCCCAGUCACCACGGCCAUCCCCUUUGCUAGAUGGGGGUUGGAUUUGGUGGGUCCCUUCGUCCAAGGGGCUGGAAGGAAGAAAUUUGCGAUCGUGGCAAUAGAUUAUUUUACCAAGUGGGUCGAGGCGGAGGCCCUUGUGAAGAUCACUAAGGAAAAUUGCCGUAAUACAAGGGUGGAGGCAUACACCCCGAUCCUCAACGAGCAGUUAAUGGAAGUGGAUUCCCACUUCACGCAAGAAAGGAGGGAUGAUGCGGCGAUAAAAGCAGAAGAGUACCAGCGACAAUCCAAAAGAUAUCACGACAAGAAAACUAUACUUCGGGCAUUCAAAGUAGGCGAUUGGGUCUUGCGUAAAAGGGAGAAGAGUCAGCCUACUAAAGGAGGAAAACUGGCCCAGAAUUGGGAAGGACCGUAUCGCGUGGAGAGAGUGGUGCGUGCAGGCACCUAUCAACUGGCUACUUCUGAAGGAAAAACAUUGGACAAUUACUGGAAUGUAGAGCACUUGAAGAAAUUCUACCAGUAGGAGCUGGUCCGUCCAAGUUUUUUUUCGGUUAUGAGCAUCACUUUUAAGAUGUUUUCUACUUCCCCUUUUUUUUAUUAAAUGGUUUGUGCGUUG
This is a messenger RNA of Cuscuta campestris, 3941 nucleotides long. NCBI's taxonomy places the organism in Eukaryota, Viridiplantae, Streptophyta, Magnoliopsida, Solanales, Convolvulaceae. The record is from the annotation of a GenBank genome assembly.